UAUAUUCUACUGUUCUAGCUCUUCGUUACCUGAAGCAGUUAGUUUUGUUGAUUAGUGCAAAACGAAAUGCCUUUACCCGCUGAGUAAAUCCCCUGCGGCCGUAACAAACAAGAUGAAAAUGGAACGCGACACAAAAAAAUGGGGAAUUAAUGUUUCACAAUUUGUAAGCCUCUGUUGGGCGAGGUCAAGCCAACGGGUUUGGCGGCAGGAGUCCCUGGGAUGAGCAGGCGCUACGACAGCAGGAAAAUAGGAAGGUAGAACAAACACCUGAGUGGUGUUUGCAGUGCGGAUAGAGCUUUCGUUUAACGCACGGCUCAAUUUAAGUGCAGACUUACAUCAGCGUCUUUGCUGACUAGGCUACGUUCAAUAGGGAAUUCUUUGUGAGAUUUCAGGCUCUGUGGUUCGUUGGCACAAUCCAUCAACUGGACGAAGUAUUUUGCAUCAACCUGACCUCCGUGUGAUUUUCAUUGCCAUUAUAUUAAUUUCUGCGACUCUGUACAAAUAUUCAAGAAUCAUCAGUUUCCCACCUGAUUACAGUUCCCUCAAUAUUAAUGUGGCAAAUGCUGGAAAAGGUAUGCUUGUGACUCAAUUUUUUUUUAAACAAAUCACAGAAUACUUGAUAUAGCUGAAAAAAAGAUGGCCCAACCACCAACAAGCUCCCUGGAAAAUAGGGCUGAGAAAAAUUUAACAAGAGGUGAGAGAAGUCAUCCCAACAAAGAGCACCAUCGUAAUCGACAUCACUACAAUGAGCGCUCCUGUCCUCGCAGGGAUCAGGAUGGUGACAACAGACAUCACCGAGAAAGGGAUUACUCUAAACAAAAUAGGGAUCGAGAGAGAGAGAGGAGGAAGGAACGAUCAGAAGAGAAAAGUUCUCAUGCUAGAGGCGGCUACGGUAAUGAGCAUCGUACAAGAGAGAACCGAAACAGGAAAGAGAGGGACUACUACAAAAGGGAGAAUCAAGACCAUCAUCACAACCAAGAAAGAAAACAACAUAAUUUUCAAACUCACGAAAACUAUGAAAAACAUAGUAAUCAACAGCGUUACGGAAAUGAAAAAGAAGUUUCUUUGCCAUCUGAUGAGAAAGCUUCCUACAGACAUAACAAUUAUACUGAAACUCCACCACCAGAAUAUGUAAUAGCUGAAGAUAAAAGAUCGGAGAUGUAUUACUACAAGCCAGAAGAUUCAGGAGGCAUCCUAAAUUGUCACAGUUGUCGUUACCUUUGCACAAAUCGAGGUCUCUGUCAGUUGGUGGAGGUGCUUCUGAAUCUGUUAAUUCUGAUAUGUGGGGCAAUCUCCUACAGUGGCACUGGGGGCUACACAGAUCUCUCCAGCCUGGGAAGUCUCUACUACUACACAUUUGGAUCAGCAUAUAGUGGAUUCCAAGGAGCAGAGGCUGAAAAAGUAAACAAGUUGGAUGUUGCAUUUUACCAGCUAAAGCUGCCAACAGUCAUUGCCAUAAUGGCAUAUAGUGGGGCUUUGUUGUCUUUUGCGUGCCUUAUGCUAGUUUUAGGCCUGGCUCGGAUACCUUGGCGAUUUCCCUCCUUACUGAUUAUUGAAUGUGUUCUGGAUAUAGUAAUUGCGCUUGGCUACAUACCUGCUAUUUACUUUUAUUUUCAACACUUGAUUGACAGCUAUAAUUCAGAAGUGUGUAAAGAGAGGGAGGAAAUGUACAAGAGUAAAGGCUAUGAUGGGUUUAACUGUAGUCUGCAUGGUGCUGACAUUGUUGGUGGUCUAUGUGGCUGCCUUGCUAUCAUAAUAUAUGUGCUCAAUGCAGUCGCAGCAGUUCUGGCAUUUCGAAAAGUUAGGAGACUAAAAGGUAUGAAAGAAGAAGUCUAUAUCGAAACAACAAUUGUUUAAGUUUUAAUUCAUCUCUACAUAUGUACAGUGCUCUAACAGAAAUAAGGAAUCAUCUGUUUGCAAUAUUCAGUUUUAUUUAAUAGAUGAAAUUUAACAUUCAAUUUGGAUUUGAAUGUGACAAAUGAAUUUGUUACAAUUUAAAUUAGGGUAUGGGAAUGUCUUGUUGCAAAAGCAACUAGAAAUCAUCUUAAAAGAACAAUGCAGUGUGGACUUUUUGGUGUUUCUUAACGUUUGUAUUUUUGUAGGCUUUUUAAUAGGGUCAAAUAGCAUCUGAAUUUAAUAACACAUUACUCAGAAAAGAGCAAACUCUAUAAAUGUUAUAGAAUUCUUAAGGCCGCAGCAUUCAAAUAUAGUUGUAAAAUAUUAUAACAGAUGCUUUAAGAGAAGAAUAUCUUCAGAGAGAGAUCACAAAAGUCACUUAGCUCCUCAUUUCUAAUUUUGAUCUAUCUCACACUUGUGGCCAAUACGCAUUGAACACAUAAAUUAGUAUGGUUGGAUGUAGUCAGGAGUUCAAUAGCAAUGGUGCUUGUCUGUAGGCCUGUUGUUCGUUUUUACUUUUUAUACCUGAUUAUGACUUGGUUAACUUAUAUUUUACAUUUCUCGCUUGAGACAAUUGACAGGCAUUUUCCUCUCAGAAAACAGAUUUGGAUAAGUGACAGUCUGAAGAAGUAUGUUGAUUAUUGCAGAAUGAUGUGUCCUACAUUGAAUUGCAUGUCAAGUGAACAUGCUUAAACACAAUCUUGCAGGCUAAAGUUUUAAGAAAUCACAAGUGAACAAAAUCCAAUAGUUUCCUAUUAAUGGUUAGUCAAAUUUGAGCAGUUUUUCAGCUAAGAGUAAUCCUGUUUACCUGUGCCAUAUACUCAGUUAACUGAACAAAAAACUAAGCAUUCCUUUUUCUUUGUAAAAGGAACAAAAUGUUUAAGUGGCUUAGUACAUUAUCCUGUUCAAGCCUGGAGUUUGGGCGUAAUGAUGGGAUGAAAGACUCCUGUUGAACGUAAGAAAACAAUGAAACAGCAAUUUAAAUGACGUCACUCUAUUGGCAUGAGCCGCAACACAAAAGUGAUUGUGGUUGUGCGUUAAAUCAUGAGGCCAAUAAGCUGUUUGAUAACAAUGGAAAUAUCAUUUAGUGCAGUUUAGAUUUAAAGAUAUUGUUGGGGCGUGAACAAAUAGAAGCCACGAAAGGGUUAGUGGUGCUUUGAUAGUCUGGGCUAGAAGAUCUCUGGACUAGGAGAACCGGGUUCAGGUCCCAUUUUGAGAUACGGAAUGUUAUAACAUGUUCAAACAAGUUGAUUUUUAAAAACGACUAUCUCCAAGUAGUUAAUGGUAGACACUACAAAAAUUAGUAGUGUUCCAUUGCCCUCUUAAUGCACUAGAUUAACAAAAAUUCAAAAUGUUCGAUAAAAAUUUUAAGCAUGAUUAAAAUUCUGAACAAAUCUAAAAUGAAGUGAAAAAUAUAUUUUGUAAUUAUACUCACUACUCACCUUUUAUAACUACUGAAGAAUUGCAUUAUGAAUUUUGGUAUGCUUAAUUUUUAUAUUUUUGAAGCUUUUAUACAUCAUAUAUGUUAAACCAUGUAUUUCUGAACAGUCUUUAUUUUGAUCUGGUUGACUAAUUCAAGACAUUGCUUUUAAUAUUAAUAAACUAUACAUAAUGUAAUAUUUGCUUUAGUGCAUGUUAUUAAAGAUGUUAGCAGAAUGGAACUGAAGUACAUGGAACUAAUAGUGAUAUUGAGAACUAGCACAAUUGUUGCGGCUUCAAAAUGAAUGCUAAUAAAAUGUUCUGAAUUUAAAA
Messenger RNA from Rhincodon typus (whale shark), 3648 nucleotides. Its product is annotated as MARVEL domain-containing protein 3-like. Gene Ontology annotation, cellular component: membrane. The record is from RefSeq and is a predicted model, not a curated record. The transcript is spliced from 4 exons. Bases 637 to 1857 code for a protein of 406 amino acids. NCBI's taxonomy places the organism in Eukaryota, Metazoa, Chordata, Chondrichthyes, Orectolobiformes, Rhincodontidae.